This is a messenger RNA of Carica papaya (papaya), 728 nucleotides long. The record is from RefSeq and is a predicted model, not a curated record. Lineage: Eukaryota; Viridiplantae; Streptophyta; Magnoliopsida; Brassicales; Caricaceae.
UUUGUCUCUAUCCUGGUAAUUUGGAUGCACUUCCUCAUUAUGACAGUUCAGGACAUAAUUGUAAUGUAUUCUUGCCUUCAUGCCUACUGGCUGGGGAAUGCUCCUGAUUGCUCAAGCUUGCAAGCCCUUAGUUCAACGAGCUGGGUUUUGGGGAUCAGUCCGGACACUUGCUCGUGGCUACGAGAUUGUUAUGGGCCUUCUCUUGUUCACCCCAGUGGCAUUCCUUGCCUGGUUUCCUUUUGUCUCGGAAUUCCAGACUCGUAUGCUGUUCAACCAAGCUUUCAGUAGAGGUCUUCAGAUUUCUCGCAUUCUUGGUGGGCAACGAAAGGAUCGUUCUUCCCGCAACAAGGAAUGAAAAACUUAAUGAUACCCAUUGUUGUCUUCCAUUUUGAGCUUCAAUUGCCCUUAUACAGUUGUGUAGAAAUCAUGUUCAAAUCUAUUUGUAAGCCCAUUGUUGUCGCUACAUGCGAGAUAGGGGGCUGCAGACUGCAGUUUUGAUUAUUGGCAUUAGUGGAAGUCUAGCUGCCCUAAUCAUCUUACUGAAAUACGUAGAGAAGAAAAUGUAUAUGAUUCAGUUUCACUACCAUUCUUAUAACUAGAGUGUAUGGAAGAUAGAAUCUUAGUCACUACAGAAGUAGAGUCAUGCAUGCCCAUGUACUUGCAUUUUGUUGAUGACAUGAAUUGUGUUGUGGUGAAGAUCUGGUCAAAUCCAUUUAGGAAAUUCCUUA